CCAUGUCUUUAAAGGGAGGAGUCGUCGGUCGCGGGCGAGGGAGGAAACGUGAUGAUGCCGUUGAUGACGACGCUGGGGGGGGGAUACGGAGGAGGGCGGCAUGUGACAAAGGCGGAACGGGUCCGUGUGGACAUUGCGUCAGUGACUGGCAUGCAAAUGGAGGGUGACGGGUGGGAAAGACCAGGCGCUAGCGACGACAACGACGUCUUCACAACCCCCGCUCCUCAAGUUCCGCCGCCGGUUAUGCCUUCCAAUGUUCGCGGACGUGUUGCAACAUCGUCCGCGCAGGCUCGGACACGCGAAGAACGCAUCAUCAACGUUGAUGUCGAUGAAGUUGUGAGGGCGGACGAUGGCGAAGGGGGUGCAAUGGUCGCACCUUUAACGACGCCGCAAGGGAGGAAUCGCCCAGUCGCCGGAACCGGGCCAACUGCGAUCAGCCAUCAAGUGGCUAUGGCGACGAGUCGACGACGCCUCGUCAGCAAUAUGCAGGUGACGAUCGUGGAUCUGGUGGUGCGGCCGACGCAGGCGAGGCAGGAGAUUCGGCGCAGCCCUGCCAUGCGGGUGGUGACAUCGAACACGUGGCGACUAUACAACAUCGUGAACGACACAUGUGAGCACCUCGUGGCCAUUGCGAGUGGACUUCCUCUCCCGGAAGUCCCCAGAAGCGUCAUCAUGUCGAGAUCAAACGUGACACAGAUGAGGCUUACGGAUGCAGGGCAGCUGAAGGGAGCGCUGAGUCGUGCAUCGAAAUGCCAGAAUGUGGCGAUGCGGGUUUUGCAUGGGUGGGUCUUCAAGUCGGGAUGCAGAGAAAGGGGAUACACUCUCGCCUUCCAGUACGUCCUGGAAUCAGUGGCGACCAACAUUGCACAUGCAAUGUGGCAUGGUGAGGAGUGGAGCAAUGUGGUGAGCCCAACAGUUUGCGCGCAUACGCUGGACCUGGGGAUGGACCUGCCGCUGUGGUACGCAUGUGUGGGCAUUGAAGACAGGCCGAGGGACGACGACAUGGCAUCUUACCAGGAGGCGACUCUUAUGCGACUGGUCGCGACUUUCAGCACGGCGGUUGAAACAGGGCAAUCAAUCGACUGCGGAUGCAUCACUCACGAACGUCUGUGGCAUGUGGCCGAAAGCUUCAAGGUCCUGUUGGCAGCGUCCAUGUGGAUCAUGCGAAUGUCGGGAGACGAUCUGAGGUCCCACUACGAAUCUUUUUAUCUCGCCAACCUCGCCACGAAGCCCAUGUUUGUUGCGUCCAUGCAUCGUGCCUUCGACCAUCGACGUCAUAUCUUGACCACGGUGAACUCUGUGACCGAACGACUGGGGAAGGCGCAGGCGACGACAACGACGAUGACGAAGAUGGCUGAGCGCCGAGGGGGGGGGGGGUGCGUGGACGACCGUGAUCAUGAUGCUGCGAUGAUGAUGAUGCGGCUUCAAACGUGGAAAGCACGACAACGCGAUGAUGAUGAUGAUGAUGAUGAUGAUGAUGAUGAUGACGAUGAUGAUGAUGAUGACGAUGACAAUGACGAUGAUGAUGAUGAGAUGAUGAUGAUGAGGAGGAGGAGGAGGAGGAGGAGGAGGAUGACGACGGUGGUGAUGAUGAUGAUGAUGAUGAUGAUGAUGAUGAUGAUGGUGAUAAUGAUUAUGGCGAGCAUGACGGUGAAGCUAACCGCCAUGAUCACGACGAUGAUGAUGACGAUGACGAUGAUGAGGCGGAAGUCGAUCCACGACGACGCCGUCCACGUGGCGACGAUACUGCCGCUGGCAGAGGCCGUGCUCUCGCCCGCCAUGACGGCGUCAUCACUUCGCGCGGGCGAACGGUCUUCUCCAUUUUGUAGUUCAUGCGACUGCGGUCGUGGUCGCUGUUGUUAAUAUGGUCGGUAGGGCGGCCCGAUUCGUUUCAUUGUUAUAUUACUUUUUAGUUAGUUUUUUUUUUUUUUCUUAAUGUUUUCUUUCGGUAGUGGUGAACGACGAAUUCGUGCGCGUGUUGACGCCUUCCCGGAGCGGCUGCUGUCGGCAGGAACACAUAAAACAUGUUCUCGCAGUUUCAUUUUCUUCGGGGAAGCUAAACCGGUAGAGGUUGGGGAGAGUGCAAACGGGGGAAUUUUUUUACCCGCCGUCAUGUGUGUGUGCGCUUUCAGAUUUCGCAGUAAGGGACCAUUCUUGUACCUUGUUUUGGGAAGAGUUUGCAAAGCUUGUCAUCGGCAAGCCACAUUA
Messenger RNA from Chara braunii, 2208 nucleotides. Lineage: Eukaryota; Viridiplantae; Streptophyta; Charophyceae; Charales; Characeae. The record is from the annotation of a GenBank genome assembly.